This is a messenger RNA of Rotaria sordida, 237 nucleotides long. NCBI's taxonomy places the organism in Eukaryota, Metazoa, Rotifera, Eurotatoria, Philodinida, Philodinidae. The record is from the annotation of a GenBank genome assembly.
AUGGACCGUCACAUUGUCAAUAGUCUCGAACGCAAUCUUGGAAUUGAUUUAAAUGGUGAUGGAUACAUUGGAGGACAAGGUUUCUGGAGUUCGCUCGAACGAGCAACAGGCAUUGAUUUUAAUGGCGAUGGCCUCAUUGGUCGCCCGUUCGAUGUAAUGCCUCGUUAUCCAAUGGCAUAUCCUUCAAUGGGCUAUGGUUUUCGCGGCUAUCCUGUGAGAGGCUAUCUUAUAUUUUAA